GACUGGAUUUGAGGUCACAAGUCAAAGUUCAAGGGCAUGGCUAAAGUUGUCACUGUUUUCGGAGCAACAGGGACCCAGGGAGGUGGGGUGGCCAAUGCCCUGCUGGAGGAUCCAGAGUUCAAAGUUCGAAUAGUGACGAGAAGCGCCUCUAGCGAUAAAGCUAAGGCACUGCAGGAGAGAGGUGCAGAGGUCAUUGAGGGCAAUUUUGACGAUGCCAGCUCUCUGGAGCGGGCACUGCAGGGUGCCCACGGAACGUUCGUGAUGACUCAGCAUUCCUUUGAAGUUCCAGACCCUGAUCAACUGGAGAUCAAGCAGGGUAAGGCUGUGGCGGAUGCGGCCAAAGCUGCCGGUGUACAACAUGUGGUGUUCAGUAGCCUGGAUCCCGUACAGAAGACCAUGGGGUUCCCCUGUCUGCACUACGACUCUAAAGCACAGAUCGAAGAGUACAUGAAGUCUAUCGGCCUUCCUGUUACCAUCGUCAAGUAUCCCGGCUACUAUGAUAACUACCUCUCCCUCCGCCCGAUUAAAAAGCAGGAGGAUGGGACUUAUGAACUAAACUUCGCGAUGGAGGGCGCUGCAGAGCACGGUGUCAGCGUUACCGACGCGGGUUUUGCCGUUAGAGCGAUCUUCAAGAACAGGGCCGAAUGGCUGGGCAGGACUGUCGGCUUCAGCGCAGAAAAACUCACCAUCCAGCAACACGCAGACAUCCUCUCCAAACACCUGGCACCGAAGGUGUUCAAACCGACAAAGAUGACGUCGGACGAGUUCAGUAAGCUGCCUUUCCCGGGAGCGAAGCACCUCGGCGACAUGUUCAAGUUCUUGCGCCUGGGAAACCCCGACUACAGCCCGGAGCUGACCCGCCAGAUGCACCCGGGCACCAGGGGCCUGGACCAGUGGGUGGCGGACAACAAGGAGGCGCUGUUGAACGCGAUGUCAAGCAGCACGACGUGAAAUGUAAACUGCAUGCGUAAGCACGUGUGUGGACGGAGAGCUCGAGACAUCUCAGCAAAGAUCAGUAGAUGUGGCAAAAUUAAGUACUGACUAUCAUUUUCUUAAUGUCAACACUUUUAUUCUGAUAUAUUGCAAAAUGUACUGAUCAUUGUGACAGUCUUCAUGAUCAACAGAUGACAAAGAGCGCCAUACUAGAUGGUGGAAACGGUGUAUGACCUGACAGGUCACUGAGAGACUUAGUUCGGACAGAAGACGUCCAUCAUUUUUAUCAUCAAGUUCCUUUAACAAUAAAAAUAUAAUACUUGACCGACGAGGAAAGCAUCUCUUUAUUCGCCAGAUAUAAAAUUUUAUUGCAGUAGUCAAUCUGUGGUAAAUAAGAAGAAAUAAACAACAGUUCUAGGAUUAUACAGUUUAU
Messenger RNA from Branchiostoma belcheri (Belcher's lancelet), 1366 nucleotides. RefSeq names its product nmrA-like family domain-containing protein 1. NCBI's taxonomy places the organism in Eukaryota, Metazoa, Chordata, Leptocardii, Amphioxiformes, Branchiostomatidae. Bases 37 to 951 code for a protein of 304 amino acids. The transcript is spliced from 6 exons. The record is from RefSeq and is a predicted model, not a curated record.